GACGACCCAUAAGAAGCAUUGAAAACUGCAUGCUCGGCCGAUGUGUCGUCCUGUUGGGACACAUCCCGAUUUCGUGAUCUCUACAAGAGGGAAACGUCGAAGGCAUGGCUUCCUUACGUAGCGACUACGUACCAUGGUAUACGCAACUGCAUCUCACAAAGGUCGCUCUCGUGAUUUUUGUCACGGCGCUCCCUGUAACUGCUAACGGCACGGCGCUCCCUGUAACUGCUAACGUCACGGCGCUCCCUGUAACUGCUAACGCCACGGCGCUCCCUGUAACUGCUAACAAAAUGGACACUAAAUUGAACCAAGCCGGUUGUGGCAAAUUGGGGUCAAAGGGAAGGAUAUACAACGGCAAGCCUACCUUCAUGGAGAACAUGCCGUGGAUAGUUCAAAUUACGAGCAUAUUUUAUGUUGCGCCGGGUGGUCAAUUCUCAUGUGGUGGGAGCAUCAUUACAAGGAACCUUAUUCUGACUGCGGCGCACUGCUUGUUUCAUAAAGGCGUCUUUGCGCAAAUGGUCAUGGUGUUCUACAGCUCCGACCUGUUUAUGACCGGUAAAACACUUCUAGCUGAAAAGAUGAUACUGCACCCAAAAUUUGUAAACAAGUUUGUGCUCCAGCAUGACGUCGCACUUCUUAAACUGGCAGUGGACCUGCAAUUCAGCAGACAGGCUAAACCAGUGUGCCUACCUACAGCAAAAAUGGACCUUGCAGGCAAGACUCUUGUAGUUGCCGGCUGGGGAGCAACAGAAUCUGCAAACAAUAGCAAGAUUCUUCUGCGCGCAGAAGUUGUUGCUCUCACAGAUGAUGAGUGCCAAGCAUCAUUACGAAGAUUGAUAAAUCCCCUCACGCGACGCCCCAUGCGUCCUGGUCCCGCAGUUUGUGCUUCUGGCUUAAACCAGCGCGCCUGUAAGGGGGAUUCAGGCGGACCGUUAACGCUCACGAACGACGAUGGAAGAACACUACAAGUCGGAAUUGUUUCGGCUGGUGUGCCGUGCCCAUCCAAGAUAGCGUCAGUGUACGCGAGUGUUGCCAGCCACAUCAGAUGGAUUCGAAGAGCCCUCAACCGCCCGAGAAAGUGGAUAAAGCUCCGGCAUACCCGGAAGGUAGUGAACAUGGGCUAGGCAAACUGAGGUCCUCCGAUUGUAACAGUGUUGAAAAGUCUACUCGGAAUCGUCGGCUAAUUGGUCCGUUAUGUUGAAAAAAAAAGCGCUAGGACGCCGAUAAUACAACCCUUCUCGCCCUCCCUACUCCUUGAAAAAAGAAAAAGAGAGGCAAUGCUGAAACCCAGUAUAUCAAUAAAGUUGCUUAUUCCAUGCAAUACAA
Dermacentor albipictus is the source of this 1326-nucleotide messenger RNA. Its product is annotated as chymotrypsinogen A-like. The record is from RefSeq and is a predicted model, not a curated record. Gene Ontology annotation, molecular function: serine-type endopeptidase activity. Gene Ontology annotation, biological process: proteolysis. NCBI's taxonomy places the organism in Eukaryota, Metazoa, Arthropoda, Arachnida, Ixodida, Ixodidae.